AUGCAAGCUGGAUUUGAUACGGAUUCUCCUGAUAGUCGCUCCUGGACACCUAUCGGUGAAACUUCGAAUCAACUCAUUGUCUAUCAUGCAUCGUCUCAUGCUAUUCAAGUCGUUCCCCACCCUCGUCAUGACCCAUCUCAUCCGUCCUCCUCGAACCAGCUUCGCGUUUUGCCAACUCAAGUCACCAAGGCCAAACCCGCCCGUUUGAACCCUCCGUCAGAAUCCGACAAGUGUCCCUUGUGCGGACACGACCGUUUUCCUUUUGCCCAGUCCGCCCACGACAGUCCCCUCAGUUCCGACUAUGAUGAGGCUGCUGAAGGACACUACUUUCGUGUCCUCGAACGUGCUCACGAAUCCAGUCGCCCAGGGACUCCAGUCUCAGCAAGACCGGACCGUUCCACCCACUCGCCGUCUUCUACCCCCACAGGCCGUGGCGAGCGCCUGCCAAACGAGGAUGCAUCUGAUCUGCCCGCCAUGGGAUACUAUCGGCGUUUUUUCAAGGAAGAGAGACGUCUAGGGAUCGGCGCUGAAGGCAGCGUAUUCCUCGCUACGCAUGUCAUCGGCGGCAACGUGCUAGGUCAGUACGCUGUGAAGAAGAUUGCAGUCGGUACCUCUAAAGAGUAUCUCGUGCGCAUCCUGCGCGAAGUGCGCUUGCUCGAAGCUCUACGGCAUCCCAACAUCAUCCCUUACUAUCAUUCAUGGGUGGACGAAACCCAGUUUUCAGCCUUUGGUCCGCCCAUUCUGGCGCUCCACGUCCUCAUGAUGUACGCAACUGCUGGUAAUCUCGACUCGUUCCUUCUGAACCGGAGCUAUGGCGAUCCUUCUCAGCCUCCCCAAAGCGCUGCAGAUGUUGGGGACGCGGAAAACAUCGAUCUGCUCCCCAAAGCGGAACGAAUCAAAGCGUUCAAGCGCCGGCGCCAGAGUGGCAACCACGGUCGUCGGGGCGAGACUCGAGGAGUUCUCUUGCUGGGGCUCGAUGAGAUCCUGAAGCUGUUCGGGGACGUCGUGUCCGGCCUUGCGUUCUUGCACUCCAACUCCAUCCUGCACCUCGAUCUCAAGUGUUCCAAUGUUCUCCUUCAUUGGGAGGAAGGCGAGGUCAUCCCAAAGGCACUGCUUUCCGACUUUGGCACAUCAGAGGAGAUGCUUCGGGGCAGCCGGGAGCGAUCAGGCCACACGGGCACUAUGGAGUACAUGGCCCCCGAGACGAUUGUAACUGAUACGCGUGGCAACUGGAGGCCGUCGGACUCUCACGCUGACAUGUGGUCGCUGGGAAUGGUGCUCCACAAACUCCUUUUCCUUCGUCUGCCCUACGAGUUCACGGAAGACUUGCAACGACUGCAUGUAGAGAUCGUCGCCUAUCCCGGCUUUGAGGCGACGCCCAGUCUGGUCGAGACAUGCGAGAGACGCCACAUUCCCCGAAACGUACUCCUGCUCCUGGAGAAACUUCUACACCUCUCGCCUGAUCAACGUCCCACUAUCGAAACUAUCAAAAGCGCAGUCCUGAAUCAAGCUCGCCGAUACGCAGUCUUCUGGCACUCCCUCCGCCUUCUGAGCCUGUUAUUGGCACACAAUUGCUGGAGCCAACGGUGGAUAUGGUUCCUCAGUCUGCAGUCUACUCAUUCCAACUGGCUCGCAGCGUGGUAUUCGUCCUCAAGGUUCUAA
Molecule: messenger RNA, 1662 nt
Organism: Cutaneotrichosporon cavernicola
Lineage: Eukaryota; Fungi; Basidiomycota; Tremellomycetes; Trichosporonales; Trichosporonaceae
Gene: IKS1
Exons: 10
Coding region: 1-1662 (553 amino acids)
Biological process (GO): protein phosphorylation
Cellular component (GO): nucleus; cytoplasm; cytosol
Molecular function (GO): ATP binding; eukaryotic translation initiation factor 2alpha kinase activity
Source: RefSeq, a predicted model, not a curated record